Molecule: messenger RNA, 2422 nt
Organism: Crotalus tigris (Tiger rattlesnake)
Lineage: Eukaryota; Metazoa; Chordata; Lepidosauria; Squamata; Viperidae
Gene: FBXW12
Product: F-box and WD repeat domain containing 12
Exons: 10
Coding region: 626-2014 (462 amino acids)
Molecular function (GO): protein binding
Source: RefSeq, a predicted model, not a curated record
GUGGAACCUCAGCGAUUUAGCAGGCGGUUGGUUGAAGAGGGACGGUUGCCAUCUCCGGGGCAUGGCGCGGAGAGGGCUCUGAGUGCCGCCUCUGGCAUGCAUGCCAUAGGUUCACCACCACUGGUCUAUAAAGAAGUAAGAUCCAUCAAUUUUUCUAUAAAAAUUACUAGGAAAGACGGUACUGUAGCAUUCUUCAACCUGGAUACCUUCCAGAUGCAUUGCAGUUGCUUUUCCCAGGCCAUGUUAUCUGAAAUUGUAGGAGCAAUAGUCUCCAGAUGUUUGGCGAGUUCCAGGAUAACUUUGGGUUUAUUUUUACAAUAAAUGCUGUUUAUGUUUAUUUGGUAUUAGAAAUACGUACCUGUAAAAGUGAUCUCAAUUCCCUGAAAACAACUAUUAAGUAAUGAUACACAGUAACUGAGCAAAUCAGUUCCGGUCCAGUCCCCUCGGUGCAAACAAUAUUUUAAGUCUGCCGCUCUGAUUCUUGACGGGCAGCUCAAAGGCAAGUCACGAGGCAAUCCGAAGCUUUAAUCCCGCCUCGACGAAAUGCUCCAUAGCUGCAUUCGGCUGGGGCGUGGAGUAAAAAGAAACGUCUCGGUAGGCCGGUUGUGAGGACGCUGAAAGCACGAUGAGCGGCGAGUCGCUGACUUUGGAUUGUAUUAUUCAUCUCUUCUCGUACUUGGAAGUACCGGAUCUACUCAGAGCAGCUCAAGUGAACAAGACAUGGAAUGAAGCAGCAGAGACCACCUUUCUCUGGAGAAAUAUGUGUCUAAAAAGGUGGGCUUUCUGCAAUAUUUCUGUGAUCCCAGGAACGCACUCUUGGAAAAAGUAUUACCUUCAUCGCUCAAAACUUGAAUCUAAGAUGACAUCAGGACAACCUUCUGUUGAUUAUACAUGUAAAGCUAUAAGAGGACACAAUGGGGUGAUAUAUGAAAUGGCUUAUCUAUCAGAGAAUGAGCAUACGUUUGCAACAGGAAAAGUAAAUUCCACCAUAUGUACCGUAUCUUCUGAUGGCACAGUCAGGGCAUGGAAUGUCCAAGAGGGUAAACAGAUUUGGUCUAGUCCCCAACAGGAAUUUCCACUAGUAAAUAUUAUCACAUUUCCUGCAUUUAACCUGGCAGCUACAGCAGACACUCAGGGGACAAUCACACUCUGGCAUGGGACUACAGGGGAAGAGCUUUCUACUUUUUCAGUGUUAUCCACAUCAUGCUGUAUGGUAGCCUACACAAUAAAGAAUAAUCCAUUCUUAAUGGUGGGCACUGAAGAAGGCUCACUUUAUACCUUGGCAGCAACUGAUCUAAGCCAAAUUUUAUACAAAAAAUUGUUUCAGAACUGUGGUAUACAGUUGUCUUUGUGUUCACCAGAUGGACAAUGGAUACUUGUUUGUCCUAGUGAUACUGCUUUUUCACCAAAGGUAUUUAACACACUUUAUGCAACUCAACCAGAAGAUGAUGAUUUGAUGCUAUCUAGUCCUUUACCUAUUAUAAAUCAUUGUGAUGUGAUGUGCUGGUUACCAGCAGAAUCAGCAAGAAUUGCCAUUUUGCACAAAAAUGAGAUGUUCCACAUUGAUAGCUUUGAUAUAGUAAUUGAGAAGUCUAAAUGCAAAAAGAAUGUAACAGCUCAACAGGUUGCAAGCUUCACACUGCCAGCCCAUCAGCAGAUGACAAAUAUGAAAGGAUUUGGCAAACAAACCCUUCUUAUAGCAGCUGGACCAGAACUGACAGUAUACUCUCUGAAUGGGACUGUAUUGAUGGCUUUCAAGGAUCAUCAUAAAAUUAUUACAUCUAUUUGGGAUCCUUUUCAUGUUGUGACAUCUUCCAUGGACCUUUCACUCCGUGUGUACUCCUGGAAAAAUAACAAAUCCUCUUUGUUGACAAGUUGUUAUCAUUUAUUGGGAGGAUCUCACAGAUGGUCAAGUGGCUUCAGAUCUGUGACAUGCGAUGAUGUCAGUAUUGUUGGAAUAGUGGCUGGAAUUGAUGGCAAAGACAUUUUAAGAGCAUAUUCUUUUCAUCUGUAAGAGUUCUGUGCACUUCUGUUUCACUCUAAAUCUUAUCCACCAAGUUGUCCAACUCAAGUGACAAUAGAAGCAUGAUUGAAACCACUACAACUAAUUGACUGAAGUGAUCAAUUACCUUUUCAAUAACCAAUUUGACUAAAUUCCACUUGACAUGAAAAAGACCUACAAGAGCUUUGUUUAGCUUUAUUAAAUAUACCUUAUACCUUAGAUGUGUGUGUAUAAUUUUACAUUCUGUGUUUACAUAUGCUUGUUUUGCUUUGUUUUUCCAUUAAUAAAUGCUACUUUCUAAAAGUUAUGUCUGAAUAUACAGUAUAAAUUAUACUCUCCAAGAUUUUUGUUCAUUGUGGAAAAAUACUUCCUAGGCUAAGUGUCAUUAUAAAUAAAUAGAUAACCUGUUUGCUGCAUGAA